AACUACCGCGAAUCUAUGUGCGUCGUCCCUCAGCUCUCCUAGCUUAAUUUAGGGGCCGCGUCACGCACUCGGCAAUUGAUGGAUCACGUGCUGCCCCUGGCCCUGGCGCCGGCGGAGAGUACAGCCCUCUUCCUCCGCCGAUGUCGUCGAUGCUCCAGCCCGGCUCUCCCUGUCCCAGAGCGCUCGUCGUCGCGGAAUACGCGAGCAGGCGGCACGCCAUAGAGACGAGGCUUCGCCUGCUGCAUGGCUUCGAAGUGGAGGCUUACAGCGAUCCAACGAUGGCCAUGGCGAUGCGCAGGGGAAGCUACCAGCGCGUGAUGGUCGACAUGUUCCCGCUACGCGGCGGCGCGGUUGAGCUCUUGGAGUGCGCCUUCAGCGAGAUGCACGCUGACGCAUAUGCACUAUCAAAAGUUGGUGAUAGUUAUGGACCCCUGUCCAUGAAUAAUAUUGAGACCUUCAAGCGAGCCAUUAAGUUCCACAUAUCUACAUCAAUAGAAGCCACGCCGAACCAUCGGAGCAACAACUCAGCAACACAUACCGUAUCCACAACAUUGUCAUCCUCAAGAAGGAGGGCGACAAGCAGGGAGAUGAGACGACAAAGCGAGACAAAGAUUCAAGAGGCGGAGCAGGAUGGAGAGCACAGUGAGGAGGAGCAACAACCGGUGAAAAAGGAGUCGAAAAAAGUGCGGCUUGUUUGGACUGAGGAAUUAAAAAAAAAGUUUGUGAAUGUGUAUAACAAACUCCCUCCCAAAGAUGCCGUGCCAACGAAAAUACUUAAACUGAUGAACGAUCCAACACUCACUAGGGAGAACAUUGCCAGCCACCUUCAGAAAUAUAGGAAUUUGAAACAUGGAGAAGCGCACACUAUUCAUAAAAACAAUUCAAGAACAAAUCAUCAUACGUCUGCUGAAGGAUCCUUUCUCCCUCACAACAUAUCUCAGCAGGUACCUCAUAUGAUGAUCCAAGUUCAGUCGAGGGAAAAUUUCCAGAAUAUUUUCAUGAUAUAAAAAGCUCAUGUUAAUAAAAACAUUAUCUCACAUAUCUGAUUAUCAUACAGUGAUCAAGCUUCAGAAAAUACUGAAAUAAAAAGGUACAUGUGAUGAAUCUUUUUUAUUGUUGUUUUCUAAUUAUAUGUUGCACUUUAAUAUGUGUUGUGUUGUUACUCUUUGUUAUAGAUUGCAUACCAGAAAAGACGUACACCGGACCUCAGGUUGAGGUGGAAUAUAAAGUUGAUGUUCAACACAAAUAAGAAAUGAGAAAUUUAUGACAAUGCCACUAGUCUCCCUGAACUAACAAAGAUAAGAUCGAACACAUAUUGAUUAUCUAGUCUAAGAUUAUAAAUGAUAGACAACAUUCUCUUUAAAGAUAUGUAGUGUAUUUUAUUUUAGUCCAUAGCAACGCACAUGUAUUAUACUACUCCCUUCUUUUUACAAAGGUUUGCAUAUUUGGUUUAGUUAAGACAAAGCUUUGAUCAAUAUUACUAAAUUAAUGUGUUUUUUCAUACACGAAAUUUAUAUCAAUAGAUUCAUCUUCAAAAAUCUUUUCUGGUGAUUGUGGUUUCGUAUCAUAUAAAUACAUAUGAAUAAAGUUAAGAUUGGUCAAUACUUUGGGCUGUUUGGUUUGAGCCCAAAGUUGUCCUACCAAAAUUUGGCUAGACAAAUAAUUGAUGAUGAUUUUACUAGCCCAUUAGUUGGCCAACUUUGGUUAAAAAGUUGAACUAAAGUUGGUUAUGAAAUAUUGGCUAGCCAAAUAUUUGAUCAGCAUACAAACAAGCACCAAAUUCUGGUCAAUGACUAAAAAAUUAGAUUUGUAUGUUUUGUUAGCAAACCAAACACACCUUUUGUCUUAACGAAAACAAACACGCCACCUUUGUGAAAAGGAAGGAGUAAUAUUUUAGCAUUUCUUUCUUUAAGAGAAUAUUUUUUAACACCAGUACGCGGCCGGCCCAAAGAUAAGAGUUCCUACGGCAGCCCAUGUUUCGCCCUCAGCCGUUGGGCCGGACCAUAUAUGUGUGGUUCUAGCUACCGAAUUGUUCAGAGGGGACCUGCACCUAUGAGAGAUCAGAUACGGAGUACAUAUCAGAAGUCCCCAUAAGUGAUUCGAUAGGGAAAAAACAGCAACAAAUUUACUCACCUAGUCACCUGAUGGAAACAAAGCCCCCAACAAGAGCCAACCAGAAGUCAUCAACGAACUUCUUCAGUCACAGUUGCCAUCAAACUGCCCCGUCCGUCAUCCUCCUUGGUCGAUUGCAAGACUGCAGCUGAGCGUGCAGCGGCCAGCUCUGUUGGAGUGUUGGCCCCUGCCUCCUGCGACGAUCGAUGCUGCCUGGCCUGAUGAAAGUUCAACUGUUCAACACAGAGAGUAGUGCUAUUUUCGUUCUCAUUCCUAGCCUAAUGGCAGUGCGCUCCCAUGCAACUAUUCGCCGUAUCCUUCCAUUUGCAGGGACUCAAAACUUUCCGUAUAGGAGCUAGCUAAUUCUGAAUAUAGUGAAUCACAAGUCACGACGUAAGGAUAACAAGGACGAGCUAGGAUCCAGAAUUCCAGAUCGAUUUGCGCGGUAGUUGAAGUGCUCCAAAAUUGAGCAAGGAAUGCAUGCCCACUCCUGUGAAACUUCGGUGGAUCACAGAGAAUCUCUAAUGUGUAUUGGUCCCGGCCCUUUUCGGAGUUAGUAUGAGAUGGAGCAUCUUUCGCAGCUUUUUUUUCCCGCAACAAACAAACAUUCCCUGCCUGUAUGCUUGCUCUUCAUCUUUAGAAAAACCGGCAAGAAGAUCUAGGGGGCAGAGAGCCUGUAAAGCCAAAAGCUCCCUUGCCUUUCUGCACACUGAUCAGCGUUUCGGUCCGUGCUUGAUGUCACUCUACUUGCUUAUCUGAAAUGAAUUAUUCGCGCUUUUGUCGCAAGCAUUUCUUUGGUAGCGUAGAUUAGUCCUAUGUCCAAUCUGUACAUGCAUGUCUUUCUUUACUCAUAUACUGAUUAUCAUCUGCCUGCAAGGUUGCAAUU
This is a messenger RNA of Brachypodium distachyon (stiff brome), 2998 nucleotides long. Its product is annotated as two-component response regulator ARR14-like. Gene Ontology annotation, cellular component: nucleus. Gene Ontology annotation, biological process: regulation of DNA-templated transcription. NCBI's taxonomy places the organism in Eukaryota, Viridiplantae, Streptophyta, Magnoliopsida, Poales, Poaceae. The transcript is spliced from 6 exons. The record is from RefSeq and is a predicted model, not a curated record. The coding region runs from base 141 to 1007 and encodes 288 amino acids. Gene Ontology annotation, molecular function: DNA-binding transcription factor activity; DNA binding.